Notothenia coriiceps (black rockcod) is the source of this 2995-nucleotide messenger RNA. RefSeq names its product dynein heavy chain 1, axonemal-like. The annotation marks the transcript as partial. The transcript has 15 exons. Gene Ontology annotation, molecular function: dynein intermediate chain binding; dynein light intermediate chain binding; minus-end-directed microtubule motor activity. Lineage: Eukaryota; Metazoa; Chordata; Actinopteri; Perciformes; Nototheniidae. The record is from RefSeq and is a predicted model, not a curated record. Gene Ontology annotation, cellular component: dynein complex. Gene Ontology annotation, biological process: microtubule-based movement.
AUAGACACGGUAGUUGCAGAGGAUACCCGGAAGUUGGUGCAAGCAGAGGAAGCCAAGGCCUCAGCGAAAGCUCGUUUUGCAGGAGCCAUUGCUGCGGAUGCCCAGAAAGACUUGGACCUGGCUCUGCCCGCCCUCGACUCUGCGCUCAACAGCCUCAAGUCCCUCAACAAGAACGAUAUCACUGAGGUGCGAGGCAUGCAGCGCCCCCCCCAGGGGGUGAAGCUGGUUAUGGAGGCAGUGUGCAUCAUGAAGGGCAUCAAACCCAAAAGGGUACCUGGAGAGAAGCCUGGCACCAAGGUGGACGACUACUGGGAGGUUGGUAAGGGUCAGCUUCAAGACCCUGGCAAGUUUCUGGAGAGCCUCUUUAACUUUGAUAAGGAAAACAUCCCAGAGAGCGUGAUCAGUUUAGUCCAGCCCUACAUAGAUAACGAGGAGUUCCAGCCAGCCAACAUCGCCAAAGUUUCCAAAGCCUGUACCUCUAUUUGCCAGUGGGUGCGAGCCAUGCAUAUAUAUCACUUUGUUUCCAGGGGUGUGGAAGUUAAGAGGACAGCCCUCAAGGAGGCCUCGGAGGACUUAGCAGCCACGCAGCUCAUCCUGGAUGACGCCAAUGAAAAGCUGGCGGUGGUUGAGGGCGGCAUUGCCACUUUGCAGGCCAAGUACCAGGCCUGUGUGGCCAAGAAAGAUGAGCUGGACCAAAAAUAUCAACUGUGUGAGGCCCGCCUCGUCCGAGCAGACAAGCUUAUUGGUGGGCUGGCAGAUGAGAAGGUGCGUUGGAAGGAAACAGUGCUAAAUCUGGAGUACAUGGUCAAUAAUGUGGCCGGCGAUGUGCUUCUGUCUGCUGGAUACCUCGCAUACCUGGGACCCUUCACUGGAGAGUACAGGGCAGCCAUGGCAGAGGAGUGGCUGCAGUGUUUCAAAAAGCUAAAUGUUCCACACACUGCCGAACCAAACCUGAUCAACACCUUCGGAGACCCGGUCAAGAUCCGCUCAUGGCAGAUAUCAGGUCUGCCCAAGGAUAACCUCUCAGUGGAGAACGGUGUGAUCACCCAGUACUGUCUGCGCUGGCCUUUAUUCAUCGAUCCUCAGGGACAAGCCAACACUUGGAUCAAAAACAUGGAGAAGGACAGUAGAUUGGAGGUCAUUAAGUUAAGUGACCGGGACUUCCUCCGCAGUCUUGAGAAUGCCAUUCGCUUUGGGAAACCCUGCCUCUUGGAGAAUAUAGGAGAGGAGUUGGAUCCUGCCCUAGAGCCUGUCUUGCUGCAACAAACAUUUGUGCAGAGAGGCAGCACCAUGCUGAAGCUGGGGGACACAGUCAUCCCUUACCAACAAGGCUUCAAGAUGUACAUCACCACCAAGCUGCCUAACCCACACUACUCUCCAGAGGUGGCCACCAAAGUCACCCUCAUUAACUUCACCCUGUCACCAAGCGGUCUGGAGGACCAGCUGCUGGGCCAGGUGGUGGCUGUGGAGCGUCCAGACCUGGAGGAGGCUAAGAACCAGCUGAUCAUCAGCAACGCCCAGAUGAAACAGGAGCUGAAAGAAAUUGAGGAUGAGAUCCUGUUCCGACUCAGCUCCACUGAGGGAAACCCCGUGGACAACGAGGAACUCAUCCAAGUGUUGGGAGCUUCCAAGAUCAAAGCUGGAGAGAUCAAGGCCAAAGUGGUGGUGGCAGAGCAGACGGAGAAGGACAUCGACGCCACCCGCCUGGAGUACGUUCCAGUGGCUGUGCGCACACAGAUCCUAUUCUUCUGUGUAUCGGACCUGUCGAAUGUCGACCCCAUGUACCAGUACUCACUGGAGUGGUUCCUCUCCAUCUUCAUGGCUGGCCUGGCCAACUCUGAGAAAGCAGACACGGUGGAGGAGAGGAUCGCCAACAUAAAUGAGUUUUUCACCUUCAGCCUGUACAGCAAUGUGUGCCGCAGCUUAUUUGAGAAGAACAAACUCAUGUUUGCCUUUCUCCUGUGCGCUCGCAUCAUGAUGAAUGAGAACAAAAUUGAUAUGGCUGAGUGGCGUUACCUGCUGUCUGGAGGGAUGCCCGUCCAGGAGCUGACGAACCCAGCAGUGAGUUGGCUGUCGGAGCGAGCCUGGCAGGACAUUCUGGGCCUCAGCGCUCUGGACAACUUCAGAAACCUGGCAGAGAGCUUCCCCGAACAUCUGCAGGGUUUCAAGAGCAUCUUUGAUAGCAACCAGCCUCACAGGGACCCUCUCCCAGGACAGUGGGACACCGAGCUGGACUCGUUCCAGAAGCUAAUGGUGCUGCGCUGUCUGAGGGCCGACCGUCUUGUUCAGGGCCUGCAGGACUUUGUCUCGGCUCAGCUGGGACAACGUUUCAUAGAGCCUCAGACGUCAGACCUGUCGGUGGUCUUCAAGGAGUCUUCCCUCUCCACCCCCCUCAUCUUUGUGCUCUCCCCUGGCACAGACCCCGCUGCUGACCUCUACAAAUUUGCGGAUGUCAUGCAGUUCUCCAAGAAAAUGAGUGCCAUCUCUCUAGGCCAGGGCCAGGUCAGAGCCAGGGGCUGCUCUCUCUCUCUCUCUCUCUCUCUCUCUCUCUCUCUCUCUCGCAGAACCAGGCCGUUCUCAUCUCACUUGUUAAGAAUGGCCACCUAUGUGAUAAUUGCUUUCUCUAUUUAUGGCCGUGGGACAGGGCAAUGUACUCAACUAUUUUAGGCAGAUGCUCGAUUCCAGGACACCAAAAAAAGCACCAAAAAAAUAACAACACCUCAUGUGUAGGUUUUGGGAUGAAUGCAGACUCAUAUUCCACCCACCGGAAACUAGCCAAACAUUUCUCCAAGCAAAACACUCUCCCCCUGAGGUCGUUCAAAAGGUGUUCGCGUGUGUUUGUCACAUCACUUGCAAUUAUGUGAGUUAGACUCUUGGCUUGUGCUGCGCUGUUACAUCAGCCUGUCCUAGUUUUACAUCUCCAUUGAACCUAGUGCUCUUAAAUGUUUCAGUAAGACUGCAAGAAUGUCAAACUAGCAACAGGGAGAUGUACAGU